AUGCCCGAUAAAGUCACCCAGGUGUACACACGCACGGAGGUAAUCGGCCGCGGGAAGUUUGGGGUAGUCUAUAAGGGUGUGCACAACAAGAGCAAGAAGAUCGUCGCGAUCAAGGUGCUCAACCUUGACACGGAGGAGGACGAAGUUAAGGACGUGCAGCAGGAGAUCCAGUUCCUCGCGGAGUUACGCAACGUGCCUAAUGUGACGCACUACUAUGGCUCGUACCUCCACGAUACGAAGCUCUGGAUCAUCAUGGACUACUGCGCGGGUGGGUCGAUCCGCACGUUGCUCAAACCGGGCCCUAUCGAAGAGCGAUACCUCGGAGUGAUUGUGCGCGAGCUCUUAGUCGCGCUCCAGAGCGUGCACAGCAUGGGCGUGAUUCAUCGCGACAUCAAGUCUGCCAACGUGCUCGUCGCGCGUGACGGACGUGUACAGCUCUGCGACUUUGGCGUCGCGGCCAAGCUUACUAGCGAGGCGCUCAAGCGCACCACCAUGGCCGGCACGCCGUACUGGAUGGCCCCGGAGGUCAUUAUGGAGGGCACUGCGUACAAUGUCAAGGCCGACAUCUGGUCGCUCGGCAUCACCGCGUACGAAAUUGUGACGGGUAACCCGCCGUACUGCGAGUAUGACGCGAUGCGCGCGAUGCAGCUCAUCACCAAGCUGAAGCCGCCGCGGCUCGAGGGCCGUGCGUACUCUGCGCUUCUCAAAGAGUUCAUCGCAUUAUGUCUCGACGAAAACCCCGCGGAGCGCCUCAUGGCCGACGACUUGCUCCGUUCCAAGUUUGUCAAGUUCCACCGCACUACGCCCACCACCGCGUUGAAGGAACUCAUCAGUCGCUACCUCGUGUGGCGCGAGAAGAAGUCGUCCCGCGACUCGUUCGUGCACAUCGAAGAUGAGCUUAACAGCUCUGAGAUCCUGGUCAAGUGGGACUUUGAUUCGCUCUCGUCUGCAGAGUACGUCGUUGAGGAGAUAGAUAGCGAU
Molecule: messenger RNA, 981 nt
Organism: Babjeviella inositovora NRRL Y-12698
Lineage: Eukaryota; Fungi; Ascomycota; Pichiomycetes; Serinales
Gene: KIC1
Product: putative serine/threonine protein kinase
Exons: 1
Biological process (GO): protein phosphorylation
Molecular function (GO): protein kinase activity; ATP binding
Source: RefSeq, a predicted model, not a curated record